Messenger RNA from Phyllostomus discolor (pale spear-nosed bat), 3097 nucleotides. RefSeq names its product cyclin dependent kinase inhibitor 3 (gene CDKN3). Bases 99 to 737 code for a protein of 212 amino acids. The transcript has 8 exons. NCBI's taxonomy places the organism in Eukaryota, Metazoa, Chordata, Mammalia, Chiroptera, Phyllostomidae. The record is from RefSeq and is a predicted model, not a curated record. Gene Ontology annotation, cellular component: nucleus. Gene Ontology annotation, molecular function: protein tyrosine phosphatase activity. Gene Ontology annotation, biological process: protein dephosphorylation.
UACCAAUGAACUGAGCGGAGGGGCGGGCUCGGCACGGGGCUCAGAGACUUUGCUGCAACCGGGAGAAGGUGGCGGGUCACGACGUGGGGCGGCCAGCGAUGAAGCCGCCUAGUUCAUUGCAAACAAGUGAGUUUGACUCAUCAGAUGAAGAGCCUAUUGAAGAUGAACAGACUCCAAUUCAGAUAUCAUGGCUACCCCUGUCACCAGUGAAUUGUUCUCAGUUUCUUGGUUUAUGUGCUCUUCCAGGUUGUAAAUUUAAAGAUAUUAGAAGAAAUAUCCAAAAAGAUACAGAAGAACUAAAGAGCUAUGGUAUACAGGACAUAUUUGUUUUCUGCACCAGAGGGGAACUGUCCAAAUACAGAGUUCCAAACCUUCUGACCCUCUACCAGCAGUAUGGAAUCAUCACUCACCACCACCCGAUCCCAGAGGGAGGGACUCCUGACAUAGCCAGCUGCUGUGAAAUAAUGGAGGCGCUGACAAUCUGCCUUAAAAAUAACCGAAAAACCUUAAUACACUGUUACGGAGGAAUUGGAAGAUCUUGUCUUGUAGCUGCUUGUCUCCUACUCUAUCUGUCUGACACGGUGUCGCCGCAGCAAGCCAUAGACAGCCUGAGAGACCUGCGAGGAUCUGGGGCCAUACAGACCAUAAAGCAAUAUAAUUAUCUUCAUGAGUUCCGGGACAAACUAGCUGCACAUCUGUCAUCAAGAGAUUCACUAUCAAGAUCUGUAUCUAGAUAAAAAGAAUUUCAAACAGCAUAUGUAUGACCAUGUCUGAUACUUGAGUUCUCUUAACAUAAUUUGAGCUAGUGUUACCAACUUGAAUGUAAAUGAAUAUGUGCAAAUAUUCCUAAAGCUUUUAUUGACAAAUUUUACUGAGUCUCUUUCAUCUCUUAUAGGAGAUAUAAAAAUUGUUAUACAAUUUUCCUUUUUAAAAAUGAAAUGCAGAUUGUGCUGAAAAAGCAUACAGAAAAAAAUACUUUAUUGCAUAUUUUUAUUAUUUACCAAACUUUGACCUCACUUAGUAUUUGUAACCACUGGGUGGCACGUAACAUAGUAUUAAGUGGGAAAUUGGUAUAAGUACCCAAGCUAAAAUUAUUUAACUUUCACCCUUUAUUCCCCUCAAAAGCUCCAACUUUUCCUUCUUCACAGACAUACACAAUUGUGAGGGACCCUAUGAAUCAUCCAGCCACCUCCCUCCCAAUACCAGACCAUCCCCAGCAGGUGUUUAUCCAGUAUUUGCUUGGACAUUUUCAGAGACAAGGGAUUCUUGGCUCAGACAGCUGCUCUGUUUUUAGAACAUUUUUUCCCACCCUAGAAACUACACAAAAUGAAUUUAAUCCCUCUUUCACAUCUAUUGCAUCAAGUACUUGUAGAUUAACGAUCUCCAAUUCUAUCACUCCUUCAUCCUACCUCAUGCUACCGAACAUUUUUUUCUCUUUAAAUUCAACAUUGAGCCACCAAAAGUGGUCAUUUGGACUAUAGACAAAGAUUAUACAAUGAGUCAAAGCCACCUGUUUUCACAGGUGUCAGUGGUUUCAGUGUCGUAAGAGGUAGGUCCCUGGCUCUCUUGGAUACUGGUAAUCAUAAAUGUGAGCCCGGGAUCAUAGGCACUUACACACAAGACGAAGUAAAUUUCACCACAUCAAAACUGUUUUUAAAUGUGUAAUUACCAAAAAAAGCUUAUGUUGUUUCCCAUUCCUCUUGCUGCUUCUGAACUCCUUUAAUUUCAUUAGGGAAUUUUUUUAAAUCAUUUUUUAAAAUUGUUAUUCUACUAGUUGUCCCAAUUUCCCCCCUUUGCACUCCUCCACCCAUCCCACCCCCUGCCCCAGCUCCCAGUCAGUCCCCACACUGGCGGUGUCCAAGUCUGUGGGUCAUUCAUUCAUGUUGUCUGGUCCCUUCCGCUACUUCCCACCAUUAUCCUCCUCCCACCUCCCCUCUGAUCACUUUCAGUCUGUUCCAUGUUUCCAUGCCUGUGGUUCUGUUUUGUUCAUUAGUUUAUUGUGUUCAUUACAUUCCUCUUAUUGGUGAGAUCAUAUGGUAUUUCUUUUUCAAUGACUUAUUUCACUUAGCAUAAUAGUCUCCAGUUCCAUCCAUGCUGUCACAAAAGGUAGGAGUUCCUUCUUUCUUUCUGCUGCGUAGUAAUCCAAUUACUAAUGCUGUUUGGGAACUUCAGACCAAAGAUCCAGUAUUUACCAUAAUAUACAAUCAAUAUUUUAGUACUCAUAUAUACUCUGCUUCUAGAACUUAAGGUUUUAUAAGAAUACUAAGGAGGAUAAGAAAAAAACACAUAUUCCGCCAGUACCUGCAAGUUUAAACUAGGGAUUUCUUAUCUAACAUAACAAAUGCCAACUUCUAGCAAGAAAGUUAUUUAUUUUUUUGAAGUAGAGGCUGUAAUCAUAGAUUGACCCUCCUCAUCAUUUUGGUAUUACAACCAACUACAAUGUAAAAGUCACAGUAUUCUAUUGGAUUUUAGGAAGUCACUGAUAAUGACAUGACCAAAUCUUGCAGUAGCUUUCUUCCAAUAUACCGGUAUAUAUAUAGCUUGUUUGUGAACACUUUAAGAAAAUGGAAGGAAAGUACUGGCAUGGAUUAAUCAAAUCCUUUAUAAUCAAUUGAAUAUUCAAAGUACAUACAUCUUAAUUUCCACUGCAAGUGCUAGUUAAGCCUUCCACAUUUAGAAUGCUUGACUAAAACACUUUAAUACCAAGGCUAAGGAAAAAUAUCUAUUAUUGCAUAAUAGAGAAACAUGGGGUAGCACUACUCAAAAAUAACUGUCCGAUUCAAUUUAAUAACAUAUGAAUUCAACAUUCUUAGAAAGUAUCUUCUCUGCCUAGCCUGUGGGACAGCCCUCAAAACAACAGGAGAAGAGAAACAGUCUCGAAUCCUGGUCAAGCCAAAGUCAGCUGCUGAAAUCAACACACACAGUAACCAUUAUCCAUAAACUACACAAGGAAACAUUUGAGAGGGUUUUUAUUAAAUAUACAAAAGCAAAGUCAAGCAAGCUCUAGGAAGAUAGGACUACUUGAGAGCGUCUUCUCUGGACAAUGGUACAGCACCUUUAAGGUUCACGUAGAUUUUAACCAACUGGGAGCACAAAC